AUGCACUCGGGGCAUCUCCAGGCCCGGCGUGAAGCAGAGGCCGUGGGGGUGCCGAGCCCCAGGGGUUUCUGCCCCCAGGCUGAUUCUCUGAGCAGGCCUCGGGCCCCGGCCUGUGCUGUGGGGCCUGGCUCCCAGUUCUGCCGCACGCCGGGCCCCAACUGCAGGGACGCUCUGGGCCAGUGGCUGGAGGCCGCGCAGCCCUGGGGUCCCGGCCAGGCCCAGCCAUGCCAACCCAGCCUCUGCUGGUCUUCAGUGCCCGCGCCCGGCCUCCACCGGUACCCAGCCCCGCCGAUCCCCGCGCCCGGCCUCCACCGGUACCCAGCCCCGCCGAUCCCCGCGCCCGGCCUCCACCGGUACCCAGCCCCGCCGAUCCCCGCGCCCGGCCUCCACCGGUACCCAGCCCCGCCGAUCCCCGCGCCCGGCCUCCACCGGUACCCAGCCCCGCCGAUCCCCGCGCCCGGCCUCCACCGGUACCCAGCCCCACCGAUCCCCGCGCCCGGCCUCCACCGGUACCCAGCCCCGCCGAUCCCCGCGCCCGGCCUCCACCGGUACCCAGCCCCGCCGAUCCCCGCGCCCGGCCUCCACCGGUACCCAGCCCCGCCGAUCCCCGCGCCCGGCCUCCACCGGUACCCAGCCCCGCCGAUCCCCGCGCCCGGCCUCCACCCAUACCCAGCCCCGCCGAUCCCCGCGCCCGGCCUCCACCGGUACCCAGCCCCGCCGAUCCCCGCGCCCGGCCUCCACCGGUACCCAGCCCCGCCGAUCCCCGCGCCCGGCCUCCACCGGUACCCAGCCCCGCCGAUCCCCGCGCCCGGCCUCCACCGGUACCCAGCCCCGCCGAUCCCCGCGCCCGGCCUCCACCGGUACCCAGCCCCGCCGAUCCCCGCGCCCGGCCUCCACCGGUACCCAGCCCCGCCGAUCCCCGCGCCCGGCCUCCACCGGUACCCAGCCCCGCCGAUCCCCGCGCCCGGCCUCCACCGGUACCCAGCCCCGCCGAUCCCCGCGCCCGGCCUCCACCGGUACCCAGCCCCGCCGAUCCCCGCGCCCGGCCUCCACCGGUACCCAGCCCCGCCGAUCCCCGCGCCCGGCCUCCACCGGUACCCAGCCCCGCCGAUCCCCGCGCCCGGCCUCCACCGGUACCCAGCCCCGCCGAUCCCCGCGCCCGGCCUCCACCGGUACCCAGCCCCACCAAUCCCCGCGCCCGGCCUCCACCCGUACCCAGCCCCGCCGAUCCCCGCGCCCGGCCUCCACCGGUACCCAGCCCCACCAAUCCCCGCGCCCGGCCUCCACCGGUACCCAGCCCCGCCGAUCCCCGCGCCCGGCCUCCACCGGUACCCAGCCCCGCCGAUCCCCGCGCCCGGCCUCCACCGGUACCCAGCCCCACCGAUCCCCGCGCCCGGCCUCCACCGGUACCCAGCCCCGCCGAUCCCCGCGCCCGGCCUCCACCGGUACCCAGCCCCACCGAUCCCCGCGCCCGGCCUCCACCGGUACCCAGCCCCGCCGAUCCCCGCGCCCAGCCUCCACCGGUACCCAGCCCCGCCGAUCCCCGCGCCCGGCCUCCACCGGUACCCAGCCCCACCAAUCCCCGCGCCCGGCCUCCACCCGUACCCAGCCCCACCGAUCCCCGCGCCCGGCCUCCACCGGUACCCAGCCCCACCAAUCCCCGCGCCCGGCCUCCACCGGUACCCAGCCCCACCGAUCCCCGCGCCCGGCCUCCACCCAUACCCAGCCCCGCCGAUCCCCGCGCCCGGCCUCCACCGGUACCCAGCCCCACCAAUCCCCGCGCCCGGCCUCCACCCGUACCCAGCCCCACCGAUCCCCGCGCCCGGCCUCCACCGGUACCCAGCCCCGCCGAUCCCCGCGCCCGGCCUCCACCGGUACCCAGCCCCACCGAUCCCCGCGCCCGGCCUCCACCCAUACCCAGCCCCGCCGAUCCCCGCGCCCGGCCUCCACCGGUACCCAGCCCCACCAAUCCCUGCGCCCGGCCUCCACCCGUACCCAGCCCCACCGAUCCCCGCGCCCGGCCUCCACCCAUACCCAGCCCCGCCGAUCCCCGCGCCCGGCCUCCACCCAUACCCAACCCCGCCGAUCCCCGCGCCCGGCCUCCACCGGUACCUAGCCCCGCCGAUCCCUGCGCCUGGCCUCCACCGGUACCCAGCCCCACUGAUCCCCGCGCCCGACCUCCACCCAUACCCAACCCUGCCAAUCCCCGCGGCCGGCCUCCACCGGUACCCAGCCGCGCCGAUCCCCGCGGCCGGUCUCCACCCAUACCCAACCCUGCCAAUCCCCACAUCCGGCCUCCACUGGUACCCAGCCCCGCCGAUCCUCGUGCCUGGUCUCCACCCGUACCCAGCCCUGCCGAUCCCCAUGGCCGGUAUCCACGCGUACCCAGCUCUGCCAAUCCCCACGCCCAGCUGCCGCUGA
Molecule: messenger RNA, 2421 nt
Organism: Malaclemys terrapin pileata
Lineage: Eukaryota; Metazoa; Chordata; Testudines; Emydidae
Product: basic proline-rich protein-like
Exons: 2
Coding region: 1-2421 (806 amino acids)
Source: RefSeq, a predicted model, not a curated record